Balaenoptera acutorostrata (minke whale) is the source of this 840-nucleotide messenger RNA. It is a transcript of the gene LKAAEAR1, whose product is annotated as LKAAEAR motif containing 1. Bases 202 to 777 code for a protein of 191 amino acids. The transcript is spliced from 5 exons. NCBI's taxonomy places the organism in Eukaryota, Metazoa, Chordata, Mammalia, Artiodactyla, Balaenopteridae. The record is from RefSeq and is a predicted model, not a curated record.
CAGAGAGUCUGGGCUGCGUUGGAGGCCCAGACCCGAGAAGGCGGAAAUGCCUGAGGUCAACUCAGGGCGGCAGAAACAGCCCGUGGGCAGGAAGGGAGUGGAUCAGAAAGUUCUAGCGGAAUGCAGGAGUGAGUAAGGAGGCCGAGCUGACCGGGACGUGUGCGAGGUGCGGCAAAGGUGCAGAGGUCAGAGGGCCCGAGGAUGCAGCCAGAGCCGACGAAGGGGACCGCGCGCAGGGUCCCGCGGGAGCGAGCGGGCAAGGGCGCGCAGGGCGCAGGGGCCCGCGUGGGGUGUGCCAAGGCGGAGCCCCCGACGCCGGGCUGGGCCCUCACGCUGGAGGGGCUGGCGGCCAUGCGGCCCGCGCAGCGCCACAGCCACCUGCUCUUCGGCGACCUGCUGGAGGACGUGGGCGCGGCCGCCUCCGUCUUCCCGAGCGAGUCAGCGGAGCUGGGGUACCGCAUGCCUGACCCGCGCGCGUGGACGCUGCCGCUCGAGCCGCCCGCGCAGCGCCAGGACCGGGUCCUCGGCGUCCUCAAGGCCGCCGAGGCCCGCGGCCGAGUCCGCGCUCUCCGACUGCGCUACGCCCGCCUGCGGGCGGAGGAAGUCUCGCUCCUCAUCCUGCGGCAGAAGUCCGCGCGCGCCGCCCUCCGGCUGGAGCUGUUCCUGCCGCCGCAGCUGAAGCCCACGCGGAUCCCAGACCCCCUGGACCGUCAAGAGCGGAGGCGCGUGGAAACCAUUCUGGAGGAGAAAGUCGACGGCAGCAUCUUCCCGCGCUGAUGGCGACCCCACAGUGCACGACUGCGCCCCACCCUCCUACAUAAAGUUCUCACUUUCCAAGCG